This is a messenger RNA of Penicillium bovifimosum, 786 nucleotides long. Its product is annotated as SDR family NAD(P)-dependent oxidoreductase. The coding region runs from base 1 to 786 and encodes 261 amino acids. Gene Ontology annotation, molecular function: oxidoreductase activity, acting on the CH-OH group of donors, NAD or NADP as acceptor. The transcript is spliced from 2 exons. Lineage: Eukaryota; Fungi; Ascomycota; Eurotiomycetes; Eurotiales; Aspergillaceae. The record is from RefSeq and is a predicted model, not a curated record.
AUGCCCGAGCAAAUCCUCGCAGGAAAGACAUGCCUCGUCACCGGCGGCGGCGGCGGUCUCGGCAAAGCAAUCGCAGCCCACUUCCUCGAAGCCGGCGCCAACGUGGUCAUCUGCGAUGUGAACGAGGAACGUCUGCAGGAAACCUCGGCCGAGCUGUCACCUAAGGGCCCUUUGAAAGCCAUAAAGACCGACAUCACGCAGACCAGCGAAGUGGAGAGCCUGUUUGAUACGCUCAUUGCUGAAUUUGGCAAGAUCGAUGUCCUGGUCAAUAAUGCCGGUAUCAUGGAUCGCUUUGAUCCGGUCGGUGAUAUGGACAUGGAGAUCUGGGACCGUGUUAUGGCGAUUAAUCUUACUGCACCGGCUUUGUUGAGUAAAUUAGCUGUUCGCAAUAUGCUGGCGCAGGAGAAGCCCGAUGGACGUAUCAUUAACGUCGUUUCUGUUGCUGGCAAGGCUGGGUGGGCUAGUGGCGCUGCUUAUACGGCUAGCAAGCACGGUCUGGUCGGAUUGACUAAGAACACCGCUGCGUACUACGGCAACUUGGGCAUCAAGUGUAAUGCCUUGAUGAUGGGUGCUAUGGAGACCAACAUUGUCGAUGCAUUCAAGACCGGCAUGAAUGAGGAUGGUUGCAACAAGUUACGGACUGUUCUCGAGGCUAUCAAGGCUCCUGCUGUCGAUUUGAAUGAGGUUGCUGGCUUCUGCGUGAACAUGACGUACGGAAAGGGCGCUAGCCAGAUCAACGGCGCGAUGAUUGCUAUCGACAAUGGCUGGACUUCUGUUGUUGGAUGA